CACAGUUACGGUUGAGCGGUCAUCCAAAUUCUAUUCUGUAACGCAACUGUUUUUGGUAGGCACCGAGAUAACAAGAGUGAGAGAGAGAGUCCGUAAAAGCCAGUUCCGGGUCGCCCGCUGUACAACUUCUUUCUUUUCUUCUCAUGAACACGUUACAAUCAGAGACCAACGAUGUUACUGCAGCUGCAGCAACUCACGGCUGUCUUGUCCAAGCUGGCAUUUUGGGCCAAUUCUACCAUGCACAAGCCGAAGACAUUUUGACUGACGACGACCUAUUGGAUUUAUUUCGCAUUGUCAAGCAAAUCUUGCGCAAAAAGCCAGAUACCGACCGUGUAGCCAAACUGUUGUUUUGCGUGUCGUAUGCAUUGGGUGAUAGCGUCAAGUUUAGCAAGGCUAUCCACGAUGAUAGGAUCGUGUUUCGCGACUGUAAUCAUCAUAUGGGUACUGUCGUGUUGCCACCAGGAACGAGUGCAACCUGUUGCAACGGCGGUGGUGUUGUAGUCAGCAACAACUCCAACAAUAAUAACAACAACAACAACCAUAACAAUGCUACGGCUCAUACUGUCAUGAGCGCCUCAAGUAACAGCAGUAGCAGUAUUUCCAGCUACCCACAGCAACAGCAACAGCAACAGCAACAAGAGGACGAUCAGUGGUCGUCUUCCACAUCCCCAUUAUCGCGCCUAUUUUCAAGUAGUGGUAUUGAUACCCCUGUCACUGAGAAUGCCUCGACCGAAUCUUUUCGAAGUUAUACCCAGUUCCCUACACCCCCAUCUCAAUCGUCAUCGUCUUCUCAACAUCACCAUCACCAUCAACCACAGCCACAACCACAGUUACAACCGACUACUCCACAGCACCAACAACCUCAGCAGCUAACACAGCAACAGCAGGAAGAUCCAAUGCAAAAGUAUCCUUAUCUGCGUACGUUGCUAAGCAACGCGUUGACAGGAAACGCAAAUGAAGUCUUGAUGGAGCCCAAACAACGCGGAUUCUAUUACCAGGAUGGCCAAAUUGCGCGUGAGCCUGCAUUGCUACAACGCUAUGCGGAACAGGGCGUAUUGACGCAAGCGUCCCUGAUGCGGAAACGGAAACGACAGUUACCCGACUUUAAUUUUCCAUACGAGCUUGCCACUUUACCCGCACCAGCAAAAAAAUCUAAAAUGCCUCAUCGGCAUGGUGAAUUUGAACAAAGACGCGACGAAAUAAUCAGCCGAAUGCGAAGCAUUACCUUGUCCGACCUAGAACAAAAAGCACAGCGUCUGACGGAUGAUUUCAGCUUAGCCAUAGAGUACGCCCCUGAAGUGACCGCGGACCCUGAUCGAACACCUGAAGAAGCUGCCGAUCUUCUAGAGCCGGCGCUCCGCAUUUUGACGAUCCACUCGAAUAUGAAGCCGCAUCUCGACAAUGGCAUGAAUCAAAAUGGUAUUUACUACAACGCCGAUUAUUUCCGUCUGUACCUAGCCUUUGAGCAGUUCCAAUCACGGUUUGCGCUCCUGUAUCCGAACGAGGUGGUCAAGCUCAACGAAGAACAGCAGCAACUCCAACAGGAACAACAGCAACAACAGCAACAGAAUGAUACCAUGAGCAACAGCAGCAUAAUAGUAGCUAACGCUGCGGAUCGCGACCGGGAACGCAAUGCCAAUAUGAAAGCCUACCGCGGCUGGGUUGAGCCAUUAUUGACCGAAACGAACUGGGCCGCAUUCCGACGCAAUAUCGUGGUAGGCGAGCGUAUGAAGCAGCUGACCCAAGUGGUCGGCCAGGGCAUGCUUUUGAUGACCAAGGAACUCAGUGGCUCCAAACUGCAUCUGACGUUUACAAACAAUGAAUGGGAGGAGUUUAUCAAUGGUCUGAGCGAGGGCAAAUGGGACCAUACCAUCAAGUGGGACAGUGAGCCGCUGGCUAUGCGCGGUAAAGAUGGCGAAUCGAUGCUCGUCACUGAGCUGCAGCGCAAGUUUGGAACACAACAUUGGUUCGGUGCGGAUGGUAAAGUCACGUCACAAGACCAACGAAGAGUGUCAUUACGGAAUAGUGCGCGUCAGUCCGUCGAUUCUCCCUCUUUGUCUGCUUCAUCGUCCUCCUCGCCGGUCGUCGAGGACAACCACCAACGGCAAAAUCAAUGAUCACAAUUGUAAUAACAGUGGUAAUAGUAAUGAUGCAAAAGUGAUGACAGAUAAGAGUGUUGUACAGAUAUUGAUAAAAGAUAUACCAGAGUUU
Molecule: messenger RNA, 2211 nt
Organism: Zychaea mexicana
Lineage: Eukaryota; Fungi; Mucoromycota; Mucoromycetes; Mucorales; Lichtheimiaceae
Exons: 2
Coding region: 144-2117 (657 amino acids)
Source: RefSeq, a predicted model, not a curated record